GUCGGUUCUUAAGCUUUACCGGAAAUGGAGGCGAUAGCAUAGUUAAGUGUUUGUUUGGGUCCGUAUGACGCUGUUAGCCAUCUCGACUGGAUGGGGAGAUUGCUUUGUAGCAUAACAAGUCGCCGUUUUCAAAGGUCACACUAUGGACUCUGCCGACUUGCACGCAGCCAAGCGGAGGAGGAGUGGAGGGACGACGUUGCUGGACAGCGGUGAAGAUUUUGAGGUCCUGGAUGAAGAUGACCUUGACGACGAGCCACCUCCACUGGAAGAUGCCAGGGUUGGGAAGGAGAAAGAAAAUGAUGCACAAAAGUCCGUGAAGGAAGCUGUAGAAGAGGCUGUCCCAGCGGAAGAAUCUCAGGAGUGGCUUGAUGUGCUUGGUAAUGACCAACUGAAGAAAAAGGUCCUGGAGGCUGGCCAGGGCAGAGACAGUCGUCCAGAGAAAGGACAAAAUGUGAAGAUUUGUCUGAAGACAUUCCUGAAGGAUGGGACACUGGUGGAUGAACAGCAGGUGCUCUCGUUCACGCUGGGAGAUGGUGAUGUCAUCCAGGCACUGGACCUCACAGUGCAGCUCAUGGAAAUAGGAGAGAAGGCCCUCAUCCUAACUGAUGCAAAAUAUGCGUAUGGUACACGAGGAAGUUCGGAACCAGAGGUCCCCCCUAAUGCUGAGCUGUCCCUUGAGGUAGAACUGAUGGAAGCCACUGAUGCACCAGACCUAGAGCUGUUGGCUCCGAUAGAAAAAAUAGCCCUGGCCAGCCGUAAGAGAGAAAGAGGCAACGUGCAUUAUCAGCGGGGUGACUACGCUUUUGCUGUCAACUCUUACAGCAUCGCCCUGCAGAUUACGGAGUCCAGCUCUAAAGUCGAUAUAAGCCCAGAGGAGGAAAACGAGCUGGUUGACGUGAAAGUGAAGUGUCUGAACAACAUGGCCGCCUCGCAGCUCAAACUGGAUCACUAUGAGGCGGCUUUCAAAUCGUGCGUCUCAGCCCUCGCUCACCAGCCAGAUAACAUCAAAGCGCUUUUCCGCAUGGGCAAGGUGCUGGCCUUGCAAGGCGAAUACGCAGAAGCCAUUCAGACUCUGAGAAAGGCACUGAAGCUGGAACCAAGCAACAAGACAAUCCAUGCAGAGCUGUCCAAACUGGUGAAGAAACACUCUGAACAGAGAGGAGCAGAGCAGGCCAUGUAUAAGAAGAUGCUGGGGAACCCCACGAGUAGCAUCCCACAGAAAUGCUGGGCCAAAUCGUCAUGGGGUCUUAGCUGGAAGUGGUUAUUUGGCGCCACUGCGGUCGCCAUCGGCGGUGUGGCGCUAUCAGUGGUCAUGGCUGCCAGAAAUUGAAGCGAUCGAACCAAGAUGCACAUCUGGCAGCAGUGCCUUCUGACCUUUUUGGGUAAAAGUGGGGGCGGACAUGUCAUUCCGUUGCCUCUUCACGUUCCUGACUGUUCUGUUCUGCUUACUGGCAGCUUGGUUCAUGCAUAUUGUUCAUACACACUUAGACUAUUUUUUUGUCUUCACUACUUGAAAGUAGGGCUGCAAUAUUCUGGGAAAAAAUGACAAUCCUAAUUUGUCUUUUUGACGAUUCCAAUUCUUUUGGACAAUUUCGCACACGUUAUCUUAAUUAUUAGACUCCUUACUGCUUUAAAAAAAAACAUGGUCUUUCUUUGGUUUUUUAUACAAGGUCCCUGUCCUUCCAAAACCUUUUAAUAGAAAUGAAAACAAUAAGCCAACAUAAUUAUUUCGGGAGCUGAUUGAUGAUAGAACCAGGGCAGCAGAGCCAACCUGCCCUGGCCGGCAGUGCUCGCUGGAGAACAUGUGGGCUGACAGGGCUGCGAGUCCUUGAGUAAAAUAACUUUUUGUGAUACAGAUUCAGUUUUUUUUUUGUUUUUUUUUCCGUCAAUUAGAAAUUAAAUAUUGUGUUAGUGUGUAUCCCUGUCAUGAUUUGUUUCGCAACAAUUGUUUUUUUUUUGUGCAGCGUUGAAUGCAUCGCUGAAAGCUAGGUGUGGGCUCAAUGUUAAAAGACAAUUGACUUAGGCUGCAGUGACCCCCCCCCCCCCGUGACCCCGAAAGGGAUAAGCGGUAGAAAAUGAAUGGAUGGAUGGACUUUGUAGUGGUUGUUCCACAUUUGAUCAUUCCAAGUACAUGUAGUGAUAGUAGUAGUAAUCACCAUGACGACAAGGGUGGAGUACGGCUACAUUGAGGUUUGACACUGCAGAAAGAAAUAAUUAUUUUUUUACAUUCCCGUCACUUAUUACCUCAGGUUUAUGUCGAUUGUGACCAAAUGUUGAAAAAGUCUAGUAUGGAUGGUGUUUUUUUUUUCUUCUUUUAAACUAUUACUUUGGUUGUUAAUUUAAUUCCAGCUACAUAGCUUGUUGUGUUGCAGUUAUGCACCCCUGCUUGAAUGAGAGUCCUAAUAGAUCUAGUGGUCAUUGCAACUAAGAUUCGCUGUGUAUUUAUUUGAUUUUCACCUGAAUAAAAGUUUAUCUGUCAUCA
Nerophis lumbriciformis (worm pipefish) is the source of this 2482-nucleotide messenger RNA. RefSeq names its product FKBP prolyl isomerase 8 (gene fkbp8). Gene Ontology annotation, cellular component: cytosol; endomembrane system; membrane. The record is from RefSeq and is a predicted model, not a curated record. NCBI's taxonomy places the organism in Eukaryota, Metazoa, Chordata, Actinopteri, Syngnathiformes, Syngnathidae. Gene Ontology annotation, biological process: protein folding; negative regulation of apoptotic process. Gene Ontology annotation, molecular function: protein binding; peptidyl-prolyl cis-trans isomerase activity; protein folding chaperone.